Molecule: messenger RNA, 423 nt
Organism: Merops nubicus (carmine bee-eater)
Lineage: Eukaryota; Metazoa; Chordata; Aves; Coraciiformes; Meropidae
Gene: POMP
Product: proteasome maturation protein
Exons: 5
Biological process (GO): proteasome assembly
Cellular component (GO): cytoplasm; nucleus
Source: RefSeq, a predicted model, not a curated record
AAUUCCAGAGAGGUUUCUUCUCUGCUGAAGGAUAGUGUCCCAAUUACUGAACUUUCAUCUUCAGGACCGUUUGAAGUUCAUGAUCUUCUGCGUCGAGGCUUUUCAAGUGUGAAAAGUGAAUUGUUGCCUACCCACCCACUGGAGCUGUCAGAAAAAAAUUUCCAGUUAAAUCAAGAUAAAACAAACUUUGCCACGCUGAGGAAUAUUCAAGGACUCCAUGCACCUUUAAAGCUGCAGAUGGAAUUGAGAGCAGUGAAACAGGUCCAGCGUCUCCCGUUUCUUCACAGCUCAAACGUAGCGUUGGAUACUCUGAGAGGAAACGAUGAGUCCAUCGGGUUUGAGGAUAUCCUUAAUGAUCCUUCACAGAGUGAGGUUAUGGGAGAACCACACAUGAUGGUGGAAUACAAGCUUGGUUUAUUGUAA